CCCUGUUUCAGAGAUUCAGAUACAGACUGCAGAAAGUUCAGAUAGUAGGGUCCUGUCUUGACACGGCCGACCACCACCGCCGCCGGCCGCCCCGCUUCCUUCCGCUGCCUGCGUACCGUCGCGGAUUCUCCCCGGCGUUUCGCCAGCGUUCUCCGUCCUCCCGCAGAAGCCAUAGGGUUCCUGCCCCUCUCGCCCCUCUCUCUGAAUCGAUCCAAGACCCUCGGUCAGUCACCGGCACGGACACCGACUCCAGAUUCGAAGCGCUGGAGACCGGCCGCCGGCCUCCACUGCCCCGGCAAGGCUGAUACGGUUAAGUACGUCUACAUGCCAAACUGUGCGGCUCGAAGAACGCGUUUCUUGUAGCGUCAGGUGAUGGCCAACAGCGAGUAUGAGUACGUCAAGAGGGAGUUCGAGUUCGACCGCCGCCUCCCGGCCUCCAACUGGAUCGUUGUCCGCAUCGACGGCUGCCAUUUUCACCGAUUCUCCAAGAUACACGCCUUUGAGAAACCAAAUGAUGAGAAUGCUUUAAGAUUGAUGAAUGCUUGUGCCACCUCUAUGCUCGAGAAGUUUCCUGAUAUCGUGUUUGCUUAUGGUGUUAGCGAUGAGUACAGUUUUGUUUUCAGAGAGGGAACAGAAUUCUAUCAAAGGCGAGAAAGCAAAAUUCUGUCUUUAUGUGUUUCUUACUUCACGUCUAUGUACGUGAUGAAGUGGAAAGAUUUCUUUCCUAAUAAAGAUUUGAAGGAGCCCCCCUAUUUUGAUGGGCGAGUGGUCUGCUAUCCAAAUAUGAAAACCAUUCAUGAUUAUUUGGCAUGGAGGCAAGUGGACUGUCAUAUAAAUAAUCAUUAUAAUACAUGCUUCUGGAUGUUGGUGAAGUCUGGAAAAACUGAAAAAGAGGCACAACAAACAUUGAAGGGAACAUUCUCUAAGGACAAGAAUGAGUUGCUUUCUCAACAGUUCCAAGUCAACUAUGAGGAUGAACUGGCUAUGUUCCGGAAAGGAUCCAGUGUUUAUCGAGAUAAGGUAGAAACAAAGGUAAAAACAGACGACUACGGGAAUCCCAUAAAAAGAAUCCGGCUGGCAAUUACAGUGUCAAAUUUGGAUAUCAUAGGACCUGAGUUUUGGGAAAAACAUCAAUACAUUCUUCGAGAAGAAAAAUGUAGAUACGAGUAUGUGAAGAAGUUUGACGACAUCCGUAGGCUUCCAUGUUGUAAUUGGAUCGUUGUUCGUAUCAGCACCUGCCAAUUCGAUCAAUUCUCGCUGAUCCAUUCAUUUGACAAGCCAAAUGAUGAGACCGCUUUAAGUUUGAUGAACGCUUCUGCUUCUUUCAUGAUGGAGCAAUUCCCUGAUAUUAUCUUUUGUUAUGGUUUUAGCAACGAGUACAGCUUUGUGUUCCAGGAGAACACUGAAUUGUACCAGAGAAAUGAGAGAUUACUCCUUUCUUCAUGUUCAUCAUGUUUCACUUCCUUUUACAUGAUGAAGUGGAAAGAAUAUUUCCCCGGUAAAGAAUUAGUGCAGCCACCUAAAUUUGAAGCAGAAGUUCUCUGUUACCCAAAACCAAAGAUAGUUUGUGAUUAUUUGUCCUGGAGGCAAGCAGAAUGUCACAACAGGAACCAAUACAAUACAUGCUUUUGGAUGUUAGUGAAAUCUGGAGAAGACGAAAACAAAGCCAAUGAGAUACUAAAGGGAACAUUAUCAAAGGAUAAGAACGAGUUACUUUUUCAGCGAUUUCAAAUGAACUACAACAAUGAACCCGCUAUGUUCCGAAAGGGUUCGUGUACUUACCGUCAAAAGGUGGGAACAUUUGCCGAGGUGAAAGUGAGCGGAGAUGUCGCAAGAGAUGGGUGGGAUGUGGCAGUGAGCCACGUAGACAUGGGGCCUGACUUCUGGAGAAAGCAUAUUUGUAUUUUCGACAAAUGAUGGUACUUGUACGUAUUCUAGGCCGGUUUGCAGCUCUCAUUGUCCUCCGGAGUUUUGUCUAGAUAACAUCACGGUUUGUAGACUGUUGACGGUGUUUGUCUAUGCUGCGAUAGCCAAUGCCAUUUUCUUGUAUUGGGCUUA
Messenger RNA from Hordeum vulgare subsp. vulgare (domesticated barley), 2058 nucleotides. Its product is annotated as tRNA(His) guanylyltransferase 2-like. Gene Ontology annotation, biological process: tRNA modification. The transcript has 15 exons. Gene Ontology annotation, molecular function: magnesium ion binding; tRNA guanylyltransferase activity. NCBI's taxonomy places the organism in Eukaryota, Viridiplantae, Streptophyta, Magnoliopsida, Poales, Poaceae. The coding region runs from base 373 to 1917 and encodes 514 amino acids. The record is from RefSeq and is a predicted model, not a curated record.